Paralichthys olivaceus (Japanese flounder) is the source of this 1293-nucleotide messenger RNA. The record is from RefSeq and is a predicted model, not a curated record. NCBI's taxonomy places the organism in Eukaryota, Metazoa, Chordata, Actinopteri, Pleuronectiformes, Paralichthyidae.
CUGGAUGACAAGGUUGAAGCGGAGCUGCCAACAGAGAUUCAGCUGGACGAGAGCCAGAUCGACGCUGGCUUCAAGAAUCUGUUCAGGCAGCUGGCGGGGCCGGACAUGGAGAUCAGUGUGACGGAGCUGCAGACCAUCCUCAACAGGAUCAUCAGCAAACAUAAAGACCUGAAGACAGACGGCUUCACGAAAGAAGCGUGUCGCAGCAUGAUCAACCUCAUGGACACGGACGGCAGCGGAAAACUGGGCCUGACGGAGUUCCACGUCCUCUGGGAAAAGGUCAAACGAUACCUGACCAUAUUCAGACAGUUCGACUUGGACAAAUCUGGCACCAUGAGCUCGUAUGAGAUGAGGAUGGCUCUGGAAUCCGCAGGUUUCAAGUUGACCAACCACCUGUUCCAGCUGAUCAUCCUGCGCUACACCGAGGCCGACAUGGCUGUGGACUUUGACAACUUCGUCACCUGCCUGGUCCGACUGGAGACGAUGUUCAAAACCUUUAAGACCCUGGACACAGACGCAGACGGUCAAAUAUCCCUCACCUUCUUCCAGUGGAUCACCCUGACCAUGUUUGCCUGAAGAUGAGCGGACAUCUUUGUAACUCGAGCUGCAGCCCCCAGUAUCUUUCAGAAGUGCCUUUUCUCCUGCGCCUCCUUGUCCUCCAGGCUGCGAUCGCUGCGAGCCCCUCCUCCGAGGCUAAAGACUGUAAAUCCAUCAUUACUGUGCCUGUAACACAAACAUCUGCCAACACUUCUUUAGCCUGUCGGCCAACGGAGCGCCUCUCGAGAUUCAGAUGUGUCUCUGUAGCAGACCUCCAGGGGGCAGAAGUGAUCCAAAAACCUUUAUCGUAGAAUAACUUUUCAGUUAUAUGUUGCUUGUUAUAUUUUUACUCUCAUUUUUAGCUAUAGCUUCAAACAUUUCUCUGCAGCCGACCUAUAGGGGGCAGAAACCUUAUCGGUAAAAUGUCAGUGGGAGACUAAAGAAUUAAUUAACUUUCAUUUAUUGCAUAAAUGUGUAGCUAGGUUGUCUAAAAAAAAUAAACAGGCCAGCUUUACAUGCAAUAAAAACUAUUCUCAGUAGCAGACGUGUCGGGGCCAAAGUUCUGGAGUCAGUUUAAUUCCAGAAUGUGGGACAAAAAAGUUUUUAUCUUAAAUUAACUUUUACUAAAUAUAGAAAUAUGUCGUUAAUGUUUAAAGAGGCUAACUUCGAGCCUCUACGUGGUUUUAAAUGACAAACCUGAAUAAGAAAAUGAUUUUUAGUCAAAUAAAUUGGUUUGAAUAUGUUUACACACACACA